AUGCCCGACUUUGAAGCGAAGCCAGCGGCCGGCGAUGCGCCAAAGGACUGGCGCGAGGAAACAAAUCAGCUCCCGUCCUUCUACUCUCCUCGAACCAAGGCCGCCGACAGCGCAUCGGCAGCUGCGUCCUCCAGCCAUGAGGUAGCCGACGACCUGAACCUCUCCGACCCCGCCGCCCCCGCGCGAGCCGAAGACGAUGCCGCCUCAACGACCGCCAACACCGCCCUGCCACCGCCCUCCCUCCUCUCGCCCGCCUUCACGCCCCCGGCGACCCCCGGCACAGCAACGCCUCUCACCGGCUCCGAGGCUCCCCGCGGCGUGCCCGUCGACAGCUCCAUCCCCUCGGGCGGCGCGGGGACCAAACGGCCCCGCCUCCUCGAGACCCUGCCCGAGGUGCAGUGCAUCGUACGAGCGCGCAUCCCCACCGUCACCGGCACCGAGAUGUUCCUGCACCUGUACACGAACAACGUAGACAACAAGGAACACCUGGCCAUUGUCUUCGGCCCGCACAUCCGCAGCAAGUCGCUUGACGAGCCCCGCCCCGGCGAGACCGAGAUGGACCGCAUGGUGCGCGGCGCCUACACGGGACGUCUGUUCCCUGGCCGCACGACCAGCGGCAUGGCCGGCGGCGUGGCCACCCCCGUCGGCGAGCAGCCGUCGCCCUUGGACGCGGCGCAGCAGCGCGGCCCGGCGCUGGUGCGCAUUCACUCCGAGUGCUACACCGGCGAGACGGCGUGGUCCGCGCGGUGCGACUGCGGCGAGCAGCUCGACGAGGCGGCGCGGCUGAUGAGCCUGCCCGGCAACACGAACGGCGGCAUCAUCAUCUACCUGCGCCAGGAGGGCCGCGGCAUCGGCCUCGGCGAGAAGCUGAAGGCGUACAACCUGCAGGACCUGGGCUCUGACACCGUCGAGGCGAACCUGCUCCUGCGGCACCCGGCUGAUGCGCGGAGCUACGGGCUCGCGACCGCGAUGCUGCUGGAUCUGGGGCAGCACGAGGUGCGCCUGCUGACGAACAACCCGGACAAGAUCCGCGCGGUGGAGGGCCCGAACCGCGAGGUCAGGGUGACGGAGCGCGUGGCGAUGGUGCCGCUGUCGUGGAAGGGGCGGGGAGGGUUCAGGAGCCAGGAGGUCGAGGGGUACCUCAAGACAAAGAUUGAAAAGAUGGGACAUAUGCUUGAUAUGGGUGGCAUGCCUUGA
Molecule: messenger RNA, 1197 nt
Organism: Colletotrichum chrysophilum
Lineage: Eukaryota; Fungi; Ascomycota; Sordariomycetes; Glomerellales; Glomerellaceae
Gene: RIB1
Product: GTP cyclohydrolase II
Exons: 2
Coding region: 1-1197 (398 amino acids)
Biological process (GO): riboflavin biosynthetic process
Molecular function (GO): GTP cyclohydrolase II activity
Source: RefSeq, a predicted model, not a curated record